Molecule: messenger RNA, 972 nt
Organism: Diversispora eburnea
Lineage: Eukaryota; Fungi; Glomeromycota; Glomeromycetes; Diversisporales; Diversisporaceae
Source: the annotation of a GenBank genome assembly
AUGCAAAAACAAGCAAAGUGGGAUUUUUCUGAAACUAACCUUGCAAAUUUUGGUUCAAAUAUCGAAAAGGAAGCUCAUUAUCAAGCCGGAGCUCAAGAACAAGCGUGGGCGGAUCCCACCACAAAAGUUGGCAUAGAAGCUGGUUUAUGGGUAUGGCGUAUUGAAAAAUUUACCGUGAAAGCAUGGCCAAAAAACAAAUACGGUGAAUUCUAUUCAGGGGAUAGUUAUAUUGUUCUUCAUUCCUAUAAGAAGAAUAAAGAUACUGAGGCCUUAGCGCAUGAUAUUCAUUUUUGGCUUGGAUUGGAUAGUUCUCAAGAUGAAAUUGGAACUGCUGCUUACAAAACGGUUCAAGAUAAUGAAUCCACAUUAUUCAUUACUUAUUUCCCUCAUUUUCGUGUAGAAGAGGGUGGAAUUUCAUCCGGAUUUAAUCAUCAUUCACCUAAAGAAUAUCGUCAUCGAUUACUUAAGAUCAAAUUAAUUAAACGUACAGUGGUAAUUCGAGAAGUCCCUAAAGAUUAUACGUCUUUAAAUUCGGGUGAUGUCUUUGUUUUAGAUACCGGUGUUAUACUUUAUCAACUUAAUGGAAAGAAGUCUCACGGAGUUGAAAAAGUUAAAGCAGCAGAAUUUGUUCAAGCUGUUGAAAGAGAUAAAGAAAUGCCAAAAUUCUGGGAAGCACUUGGAAGUAGUGGACCUAUUAAACCUGCAUCAGAAGAUAAAGAUUCUGAUAUUGCAAAUAUUCCCAAGAAAUUAUUUAGAGUUAGUGAUUCUUCUGGUAGUUUGACCUUUACUGAAGAAUCUGUUUUCAUAUGGAUUGGACUUAAAUCCACUGUUAAAGAGAAAAAAUAUUCAUUACAAUAUGCUCAGGAAUACAUCAAGAAAUUUAAUCGUCCAGAGCAUACACCAAUUACUCGUGUCAUGGAAGGUGGUGAAAAUGAUGUUUUCCUCAAGAGCUUUGAAGAAAAAACAAUUUAA